AACUUCCAAACGCAUAACACAUAUUCAAUUAUCCGCUCCAGUUUUAGAAAUUCCCAAAUAUCACAAGUUUCCUCCCUUCACGACCGGUGUAAUUUAUACAUUUGGUCCUUCGAACCGGAUCGGUGAAAGGAAGCAUUACGUGCAGUGAAACUUGCAGCAGGACACUACGUGUUCACAGAUUUGGGAAUAAACGGCACUACGUACCGUUUAUGUACAGUGGUGAUUCAAAGUGUGAUAUUUCUCCGUUUAAACCCGUUGUGUUUUUCAUUUCCUUUGGUUGCCCCGCUAUCACGGGCAAAGGAGACGUUUGUGAAGUGUUCGUGAAGAUUACAUCGUGUCACGAACAAGGAACAGAAAAGCGAGUGUGUAGUUCGAUCGGAACGCGUAAGAAAACCGACGCCACCCACGCCAUUUCAAAUUUGGCACCCAUAACUGCAACGACACCCAUUGCGUUUUCAAAUUUGCGCCAUUCGAAAUUUGGUUUUGCGUACAAGUUGCAUCCAAGUUACAGUGAGAUUAUCCUACGCGCCAAAAAUUCAAAGAGAAAAUGGCGAAACAAUUAAAAGCGUUUCAACUGAAAAAACGCCAAGCUGCCGAGCUAAUUAAAACCGUGGAACAGUUCACCAGUGAAUAUACCGAUGAUAGAGUGAGUGAAGUAUCAGUGUGUCUAGACCAGCUGGAAAGGUAUUACGAAGAUUUUCUCCAGGCAAGCGCGAAAGUUUCGGAGCUAGAUGAGGAUGGGGCGGAAACGUAUGUGGCGGAACGUUGCGAAAUGGACACGCGUUACCGACGCGUGAAGGGUUUCCUUCUACGAAGGCAACCCUCGAACCCGGGUGUGAGUGAUUCGGUGUUGAUCGCGAAUUCAACGAUGAAUACUACGGGACGAUCGAGUGCUGUGAAUGUGCGUCUGCCGAAAAUCGAAUUACCUACGUUUGAUGGUGAUUCUACCAAGUGGCUUACUUUCCGGGACCGAUUUGUAGCUAUGAUUGAUUCUUCCGCGGACAUUCCUAACAUCAUGAAGCUGCAAUAUCUGCUGUCGUCGUUAAAGGGUGAUGCUGGAUUGCUCUUCGAGCAUACCACCUUAACAGCAGAUAAUUACGACGUGACGUGGACUGCCUUGCUGAAGCGAUACGACAACCCGCGUACGCUUGUUCGCGAGUACUACCGGAAGAUUCAUCACCUACCGACAGUGAGCCGUGAAAGGGUGGAUGAAUUGGCGCAGCUCGUGGAUGAAUUCACGCGGCACGUGAACGGGCUGAAGAAACUCGACGAGCCCGUUGAGUACUGGGAUACGCCGCUCGCCAACCUCUUGCUGAUGAAACUGGACACGGCGACCAUCUUGGCUUGGGAAAACCAUUCAGCACAGCACACGAAAGAUAAGUACAAGGAGUUAGUAGAUUUCCUUCAUAGUCGUGUCCGAAUCCUUAAGUCAACGCGUGAGUUUUCCCAUACUGAACUAAAUACGAGAACGGUGGCCGGUAGCAAAAAAAUAUUCGAACAUAGACCAAGGUUGGUGGGUAACACAGCGACGGCAGGAAGAGCAAUACCGCAUAUGUCAGCGCCACAGCCACCACAACCACCGUGCAUUUUUGGUUGCACGGAGGCUCACCAUUUGCGGGUUUGUCCGGAAUUCGCAAAUAAGGACGUACCCCAACGGCGGGAAAUCGCAACACGAGAACGGCUGUGUUGGAAUUGCCUGAAUCGUCAUCACCAAGUGAGGGAUUGCCGCUCGUCGUACCGGUGCACUACGUGCAAGGCACGACACCAUUCACUACUACAUGUGAAUUCAGCGGUGACCAUGGCUGCGCAAUCCGAUGAGGAAAUGGUUCUUCUGGAAACGGUCCUUCUCCAGCUCGUGGAUGAUCACGGCAACACGUAUGAUGCGCGGGCACUUCUCGAUUCGGGAUCGAUGUGCAAUUUCGUUUCCGAAACCAUGGCGCAGCGCUUGCUAACACCGUUGUCAAAGGUAGACGUUGCCAUAUCUGGUAUAGGGCAACAGAUGCAGCACGUCAAGGGUUCCAUUACAGCGGCCGUUCAAUCGAAAGGGGCUGACUUCUCUACAACAAUGGAAUUUCUUGUACUGAAGACUCCGUCGGCAGAUCUUCCAACCACACCGAUAAACGUAGAGUCGUGGUUCCUCCCGAAUAUAAAAUUGGCUGAUCCUACUUUCCACGUCCCCGGAAAGGUAGAUGUGGUUAUUGGCGGUGAUACAUUUUGGGAACUACACACUGGAAGGAAGCGGUCACUGGGCGAAGGAAAACCAUGGUUGUUGGAGACACCGUUUGGAUGGGCGAUCUCUGGGAAUACUUCCCGUUGUUCUGGGCCCAAUUUGCGGUUGUGUCACCUGGCAACCAAUGAAGGUGACAUUGCAGCUUCGCUACAACGGUUCUGGGAGGCUGAGAGCAUUUUAGAAGGCCCUGCGUUGUCUUUGGAAGAAGACCUGUGUGAGAAGUAUUAUGCUUCCACGACUACGCGAAAUGCUCAAGGUCGCUAUGUCGUGUCGUACCCCAAAGCCGUAGACCCGGUUCUGCAUGAUUUUUAUGUGGAUGACUUGCUGACUGGUGCAGCAAGUGUUUCAGAAGCCAUCGAAACACGUAAACAGAUAUCAUCGAUGUUGGAAUCAGCGGGCUUCUCACUAAAGAAAUGGGCGUCGAACAUACCGGCUGCGCUUGAUGGUGUUCCAAGCGCCGAUUUGGCCAUCAAAUCAGUUCUAGACUGGCAAGAAGACCAAGCAGUCUCAACACUGGGCUUGGUUUGGGAACCAUCCAACGAUAUGUUUCGGUUUCGGGUGGAUUUGCCAACCCCUGCAGAAGAGCUGACACGAUGCCUGGUGUUAUCAUACACGGCCAGAAUCUUCGAUCCUCUUGGUCUGUUGGGACCAACGGUGAUACUCGCCAAGAUGUUCCUGCAACGCCUAUGGGGAUUGAAGCACGAGGGGAAGACGCUGGACUGGAAUCGUCCGCUACCAGCGGAGAUUCAGGAAGAGUGGAGGAGGUUCCACUCAACGCUCUAUGUGUUACGCGAACUGCGAGUACCUCGAUUGGUGGCACAUAGCAAUCCGGAAAGGCUGCAGCUGCAUCUCUUCGCGGAUGCAUCUCAAGGAGCCUAUGGAGCAUGUUGUUACGUACGCUCGGAUUCGACACGGGGCUCUACGGUUAGAUUGCUAGCGGCUAAGUCCAAGGUGGUGUCCCUCUCAAACACACAUUCCAUCGCCAGAUUAGAACUGUGUGCAGCACGGCUAGCAGUACACCUGUUCCAGAAGGUGAUUCGAGCACUCAACGUUUCAUCGUCGACGGUUAUCUGUUGGACAGAUUCCAUGACCGUCAUGCAUUGGCUCAAAUCAUCACCUCGUCGAUGGAAGCCGUUCGUCGCCAACAGGGUGGCGCAAAUACAAGAGGAGACCCGAAUUUCAUGCUGGCGUCAUGUUCCUGGUAGCGAUAACCCGGCGGAUGAUAUAUCGCGCGGGUUGAGGCCCGAAGAGUUACUGCAGUGCGAGCGAUGGUGGCAGGGGCCACGUUGGUUGUCCUACGGACAGGAAGAGUGGCCGGUGGAACCAGUACUCGCGAAAGAGAACGAGACGGACAUCGAGGAGCGGUUAGCGGUGUCCAAAAUAGUCAUCACCUCUACGACGUGUGACUUUAGCAACACACUUUUCGCACGUUAUUCCUCGUACGGCAAGUUGCGAAGGGUUGUUGCUUAUUGCUUGCGAAUCCUCUCCAACCUCAGGGCGAGCAAGUCAACGUCGAUCAACAGCGUCAAGCGGAAUACGGACAUGAAGACGCUAUUGAGUUCCGUUCCACCGCUUACAGCGGCGGAGUUGCAGGAUGCGGAACUGAGGUUGUGUCAACGGGCACAACAUGAUUCGUUUGCGGAGGAGAUGGACGACCUGAAACGAGGAAAGCUGGUGAGCGGAAGGUCGAGACUAAAGUGGUUGUCUCCAUACCUCGACCCAAAGGGUGUGUUACGCGUCGGUGGCCGGCUUGGUAACGCCAACAUACCAGAGUCAACCAAACAUCCGAUUGUCCUCGCUGCAUCACAUCGGCUGUCGACACUACUGGUCGAGAACACUCAUCAUCAAAAGAUGCACGCGGGGCCACAAUUCAUGUUAGCAACAAUCCGGCAGAAGUUUUGGUUGAUUGGGGGCCGAAACUUAGCAAAGAGCGUGUACCAUCGAUGCCACACAUGCUUUCGGAACAAGCCAACGCUGGUGAAACAGGCGGUAGCUGAUUUGCCUAAGUCACGAGUGACACCAACGCGACCGUUUGCCGUCAGCGGCGUCGACUACUGUGGGCCGUUUUUGUUAAAGUCGACCGUCCGCAACCGAAGCCCAACGAAGGCAUACAUCGCGAUAUUCGUAUGUUUCGCGACAAGGGCAGUCCAUAUCGAGCUGGUGAGUGAUCUCACAUCGACUGCUUUCCUAUCAGCACUACGUCGCUUUGUCGCGAGACGUGGUAAAGUAGCCGAAUUGCAUUCGGACAAUGCAACGACGUUCAAGGGCGCGGCACACGAGUUGCAUCGCAUCUAUAGGAUGCUGAAAAUCGAUGAGGGUGAUAGGAGAGCGAUCUUUGAUUGGUGCGCAGAGAACGAACUGGUAUGGAAGUUUAUCCCCCCGCGUGCGCCUCAUUUUGGAGGACUUUGGGAAGCGGCAGUUAAGUCCGCUAAAAGGCAUCUGUUAAAGACGAUAGGAGUUAGAAGUGUGACGCAAGAAAAUAUGCUUACCCUUCUGGCACAAGUUGAGCUUUGUUUAAAUUCGCGUCCAUUGAUACCAAUAUCAGAUGAGCCAACAGAUUUGGAAGCACUAACCCCGGGCCAUUUCUUGAUAGGGAGUAGCAUGCAGGCGGUACCACAAGUAGAUCUUAGCAAGAUUUCUCCGAACCGUUUGAAGGAGUACCAAUUAGUGCAAAGGCAGAUGCAAGAGAUUUGGGCACGGUGGUACCCAGAAUAUCUACAGCAGCUACAGGCCAGGGCAAAGCACGCGAACAAUACACCGGUGAAGCUAGAAGUGAACCAAUUAGUGAUCGUGAAAGAAGACAAUACCCCACCUGCAGUUUGGCCAAAAGGGCGAAUAACAGCUUUGCACCCAGGAAAAGACGGUGUAGUGAGAGUAGUAACUUUACGAGUGGGCACAGGAAAAGAAAUUGUUCGAGCCGUCAGCAGAAUCGCGUUACUACCCAAUCCAAUCGAACAGAGAGGUUAGAGCGGAAGAAGGAUACACGUGGGAAAUAGUAAACAACAGUUGUUGACAUUUGGAGCGUCAAGUCAAGUUAAGUUUACACGUCGAUCACAUAGUUUCAUGCAUUUAAAAGAAUUCUCUUUUGGUGGCCGGAAUGUUGAAUUUGGAUAAUUAGUAUAAUUAAUUAAUUUGCAUGAAAAUAUUUUGAAUUGUUAUUGCAUGAAAAAUAAACAACACUUGACAACACUACG
Messenger RNA from Anopheles stephensi (Asian malaria mosquito), 5424 nucleotides. RefSeq lists its product as uncharacterized. Gene Ontology annotation, biological process: DNA integration. NCBI's taxonomy places the organism in Eukaryota, Metazoa, Arthropoda, Insecta, Diptera, Culicidae. The record is from RefSeq and is a predicted model, not a curated record. The coding region runs from base 548 to 5197 and encodes 1549 amino acids. Gene Ontology annotation, molecular function: nucleic acid binding. The transcript is spliced from 2 exons.